CCUUGUAUCUGCCCAUCCGGGUUCCAAAGCAUCACAUCGGAAACAACAUCAUACAAACGCACCGCGUUUAAGCUUUACUACGUCUGCGUCUCUCGUGCCCAGACUGUCACCAUGGUAUCACCUGUGGAUGUGAUUGUAGUGGGAGCUGGGAGCCGUGGAGAGACAUACUCAUGCUAUGCCUCCCUCCAUCCUGAACGCAUGCGAGUUGUUGGAGUGGCUGAUCCCAGGGACUUUGCACGAGAGAAACUUCAGAAGCAACAUAGAGUAGCAGAUAACAACUUGUUUGUUGAUUGGCGUGAUAUAGUAGAAAGGGAGAAGUUUGCGGAUGCAGUGUUCAUUUGUACCCCAGACCGUCAUCACAAGGACCCUGCCGUGGCGCUAGCUAAGAAAGGUUAUCAUAUUCUUCUGGAAAAGCCUAUGGCUGUAUCAGCUGAGGACUGCGCAGAGAUUGUAAGAACUUGCAUUCAAAGCGGUGUGAUGCUCACAGUUUGCCAUGUACUCCGAUAUGAUCCUGUCAUCCGCAAGAUCAAAGUGCUUUUGGACAGUGGAGUGAUUGGAGAUGUUGCUCAUAUUCAACACCUGGAACCGGUUGGCUUCUUUCACUUUGCCCACUCCUUUGUUCGAGGAAACUGGAGGAAUGAAGCUGAGAGCUCUUUUUCACUUCUGGCCAAGUCCUGCCAUGACAUUGACCUAAUACAUCACUGGGCUGGAGGACGAAGUUGUUUAAAAGUGUCUUCGUUUGGAUCUCUCAGUCACUUCCGCAAAGAGAACAAGCCGACAGGGGCUGCAGAUCGCUGCCUAGAUUGUCCUGUAGAGAAAGACUGUUCAUAUUCUGCACGCAAGAUAUACCUGGAUAGGGUCAAACAGGGCUGUGUGGGCUGGCCCGUGUCAGUGAUAUGCCCCAGCUCCAUCCCAGACAUUGAGUCUGUGACAGAGGCUCUGAAAUCAGGGCCAUAUGGCCGUUGUGUGUACCAGUGUGACAACGAUGUCUGCACCAACCAGGUGGUGAACAUGGAGUUUGAAGGGGGUCUUACUGCAGCCUUUUCCAUGGUGGCAUUUACAAAGGAUAUUUGUAAUCGAAGAACCACUAUUUAUGGCAGCAAGGGGGAGCUGUCGUAUGACGGAAAUGAGAUCAGAGUGUUUGACUUCCUCACCGGGAAGGCCACAAAACACAUGGCAGAGACCAGAGCUCCAGAGGCUUUUGGCUUGUGCGGGCAUGGGGGGGCGGACUACCACCUGGUGGAAGCCUUCAUCUCUGCUGUGGUGAGUGGAGAUUCAUCUCUAAUCCUUUCGGGACCAGAGGAGACUCUACUGAGCCACAAACUGGUGUUUGAGGCUGAGCGGGCUCGAUUGGAGAGCAAGGUAGUAUUCUGUGGUCCUUUAUCAGGACCAGAGGGCUCCAUGAAGCGGAGAAUUGAGACUAUACACUAAUAAACAUAGAAAUGAAUCAACAGUAAUGAUUAUGACGGAGAUCACCCGGGUACAUGUGAAUAAUUUAUCAACUGGAUAUUUGAUGUUACUUUAUGUAAUUGUUAUGUUCCAAUUCCAUUUUCAAAAUGUCAUGUAUGCUUUUUUGUAAAUUUUUUUGAACAUUUUAAAAGAUUAGUUUUGCAAGCUAAUAUGCAAAUGUUUUAUGAUUACAAUGGGGUGGAUCAUUUUACAGUUAAAUGAGACCCUGUAGGCAUUAGUUAAUUUUCACAAUUAUACAAAUGUUUGUGUUUAUUUUAAUAAGAUUUCCUGCAUUCUCUGAAUUUAGGAAGUUGACUUCCUGAAUCAAGUGUGAAAACAGUCAGGACUACCCUUAAUCUCCCACUUCCUCUCUUGCUCUUUGCCUCUUCUGUCUCACCAGUAAAUGUGUGUUCUCUGCUCUUGUUGGCACGUAGCCAUGAGCCCCCUCUCUUUCCAUUUACUGGAACAUCCAUGGACAUCUAAAUGUUGAAAAUGUUGAGAUGUAGCCAACUCCUACUGCUUUUUCAGGCGCUUUCUCAUCAGUUUCUUUCCCUGCUGUCUCUAUCCAAUAAAACAUGCCAGAGAAUAUGUAUAUAAAAAAUUGAGUCAGUUGGUUUCAUCUUUUUGUCCGUCCAGACCUUUGUGCCAUCAAACCCAUUUAACUUAUCCAGUGCACCACC
Messenger RNA from Esox lucius (northern pike), 2129 nucleotides. Its product is annotated as Gfo/Idh/MocA family oxidoreductase. The coding region runs from base 112 to 1431 and encodes 439 amino acids. Gene Ontology annotation, molecular function: nucleotide binding. The record is from RefSeq and is a predicted model, not a curated record. NCBI's taxonomy places the organism in Eukaryota, Metazoa, Chordata, Actinopteri, Esociformes, Esocidae. The transcript is spliced from 14 exons.